Balaenoptera musculus (blue whale) is the source of this 3453-nucleotide messenger RNA. RefSeq names its product CDGSH iron sulfur domain 1 (gene CISD1). The record is from RefSeq and is a predicted model, not a curated record. The transcript is spliced from 3 exons. Bases 163 to 483 code for a protein of 106 amino acids. Gene Ontology annotation, molecular function: 2 iron, 2 sulfur cluster binding. NCBI's taxonomy places the organism in Eukaryota, Metazoa, Chordata, Mammalia, Artiodactyla, Balaenopteridae. Gene Ontology annotation, cellular component: mitochondrial outer membrane; intracellular membrane-bounded organelle. Gene Ontology annotation, biological process: regulation of autophagy.
GGCUGCUUAAUACACACGUGCUUAUGGCCUAUCGCGGCGCCUGCGCGGUCGCAGCCUGCAGUUCGCCCUUAGGACAGACGCCUGUCGCACCUUGACUCCCGCUGUCCGCUCGAGCCGGUCUGUGCUCAGUGUCUUGUGCACAUCCUUGCAAGCGACGGCGCCAUGAGUAUGACUUCCAGCGUACGAGUUGAAUGGAUUGCAGCGGUUACCAUUGCUGCUGGGACAGCUGCAGUUGGUUAUCUAGCUUACAAAAGAUUUUAUGUCAAAGAUCAUCGCAACAAAUCUAUGGUAAACCCUCACAUCCAGAAAGACAACCCCAAGGUAGUACACGCUUUUGACAUGGAGGAUUUGGGAGAUAAAGCUGUGUACUGCCGUUGUUGGAGGUCCAAGAAGUUCCCACUCUGUGAUGGCUCUCACACAAAACACAAUGAAGAAACUGGAGACAACGUGGGACCUCUGAUCAUUAAGAAAAAAGACACUUAAAUGGACACUUUUGAUGCUGCAGACCAACCUGUCAUGAUGUUUCCUGAUCGUUUAAUUAGAAUGAGUACCACUUGUGUCUAAUUCAUCUCCCCUGGGUUCUAGAUGUGGUAUAUUGCAAACUACAGCUUUCAUAUUCACGGCAUUUGCCUUACUUGUUGAACCAUCGUGGUGCACAUUUGUUGAAACAAAAAAAAACAAGGAAAAAGGAAAAUCCAAUCUCAUGGACUGUGGGUUAUUUUGGUCUUGUAAGGAUCCAUUUCUUUACAUUUAAAAAUGGCAUUACAAUAUAGUUGUAUGGCGAAGUUAACGUAUUAAAUUAUUCUCAAAAUCGUGUAUGUGCAGAUUGUACUUGUAAGUUUCUUAUCACCAUUCAAUAUUACUUAGUUAACCUAGAAAGUAAAUUGGGUGUGAUUAAGCUACGUUAAUCUCUUAAUAACAAUCUAGGAAAAAUCUGUUAUGACCUUGGUUUUCUUCUUGAUCGUGGUAAUGACACUGAGAAAAUACGGCUUCUGUGUUUUCAAUCAAAAUGAACUCUGAUAAUUAUAAGUGGGCCAGGUCAAUAAUAAAGGGACAGUAGCUUCUUUGUAUUCAUCUUCAUGGAUAUUUAAUUGAUCCAUUAAAGAAACCAGUAGUGGAAAUUUAGAUCAAAGUGAUAUGAGAUUUAAAGUUGUCAUGAAGGAUGUCUUAAAAUGUAAUAAUGUUCCAGAAUUCUAGCCAAGGAGUGGCAAACACUUGAACUGGGGACACUGAAGGUAUUGGAACACAUAAUAUCAAGUCUCCUGUACGCAGAGCCACACAUCCUUGACAGAAAUAGUAGUCGUGAGGGUAGAUCAGAGGCAUGGGAAGAUUUUUAUUUCCUCAUUCUCGAUAAUCAGGCCCAUGAUUAAUUCUAGUAAAGAAGCUGUUUUGGGAGAAAAAUAAGAAUUACAUCCUCUUUUAAACUGUAUAAUCUUAAAAGCAAAAAUUUGAAGACAAGUGUUUAUGUAAUAUUCUUCAAAGAGACUUUCUUCAGACCAGAAACAUUACAUUUCAUUGCUGAUUCAGAAACAGAUAUGAAAACUGAAAAUAAUUAGGAGCAAUAAAAGAGUUAAGACAGGAGUAGUUACUAUAUUUUUUAAGAGAAAUUAGGUUUUUGGAUUUCAUGGGUUAGAAGGGAAAAUAUAUACGUAAUAUAGCAGACAGAAUUUGAAAUUGACAAAGGUAACAGGUAAACAUUCUCAUUUCUUUGCAGACACUUGAAUUCUCAGUAGUAGUCAAUCAUGUUUCUACUUGGUAGGAUCCAGAAUUACCUUGGAAGUAACAGGAAUCAGUGCAACUAAAACAUCAGUGUUCCUAUAUUAAGUAUGAUCAUUGAUAUUUUUUUAAUGUACGGUUUUGUAUAUUAUAGUAGGUAAAGUUGAUCCCAAAAUUGUGUGUACCAGUUUUUAAGUAGUCCACAUGACUUAAUUGAACUUGUCUUUAAGGCACAUCUUAAGCAGAAAAUCUCAAGUACUACAAACCCUGAUUCUACCUAUAAGAUUCUUAGGAUGAAUUUUUUCAUGCCUCUUCCUCCUUUUUCAAAUAAGUAUGAUUGGGUCAGCAAUAGAGAGCAUCAUGCUUUUAAAGGUUAAUUGUUUUAUUAAAGAAGAAUACAUCUAUGAACUCCCAAAGUUACAGGUAAAAGGACAUCCUUUGAGGGAAUUGCCCAGUCGUCCAUUGGUUGGGACUCCACACUCAAUGCCAGGGUCCCAGGUUCGAUCCCUGGUGGGGGAACUAGGAUCCCAUGAGCCACGUGGUGCAGCCAAAAAAAAGGGGGGGAGGACAUCCUUUGAACACACUAAGCUGUAUUCUUAAUUUUGAAUUUGAAAUUAUUAUGAGUCAUGCAUUUUUAUAGCUAGUGGGAGAAAAAAAAAAAAGAAACUAGUGCCAAUUCUCAAAACUACUUUCAAUGGUGUAAGUGGGUGACUAUGAUUAUGGUAAAAUUGGAAAUGGUCACCUUAUUGUGAAAUGCAGAUCUACUGUAGCAUUUUGAUAGUCCAGAAUAAUUAGAUAAAUGUAGUCCCAUGGUCAUAUUAAAAUUCUAUUACAUGCUUUUGAACUAGAAUUCCUUUAGGAUAUGAAAACCUUUUCAUGUUAUUAGUUAACCUAAAAAGUAAAGUAGGUGUGGUUAAGUUAAUGUGAGAUGUUUUUACACAAAAAUCAUUGUGUACAAUUACUGUUCUCACUGAAAUACCCUAAAUCUUCUAAUUGCUUUUUCAUUUGAUAGAGAGAUCAGGCAACUGGGGCUCCCCAACACCAUCACCAUCUUUUCUUCUCUGUAUCAUUUAUGUUUCAGUAAUUUCUGCAGUAAGAUUUUGUGCCAGGUUGAGAAGUUUCUAAUGUCAUGAAGAAACUUGUUUUGCAGUGACAAGUUUAGAGUGACACACUCCUGUUCAUGCAGACAUUUACUAAGCAUUUAUUAUAGACGAUGUAAUUGAGAACACAACAUUUUGGAGAAUUCAAAGCUCACAGUUUAGAUUAUAUCAUUUAUGACAUGGGUUAUAUUAUGAUAGUUUAUGACUUGGGGUUGUUUUCCUUGACAAAUUGUAACAGGUGCAGUCAUGUAUACCAAGUCUUUCUACAGAGUAGGUGGGUUUAUUUGAUUUUGUAUUAGUUAUGAAUGAUUUUGUUUUAAGAUAAACAUUGGUUAAGGUUCCUAAUUAGCCACAUGUUCAAUACUUGGGUUAUCUGUGACAGUGUUUUAUUCUACUGGUUGUCAGAAGCUCUGCUUUUCCUCCCCGAUUUUAACGCUAUCUGAUGUCAGGCAAAGCCACUCACCUCUUAGCCUUUUAAUUGAAAUGGUUGGACAAAAUGGCAUUUUAGGCAUUGUUCCCCAAUUCUAAGCCAAGACUAAAAUUUCAGCAUCCCUAAAGGAAAAAAAAAAAAGUUGACAGAAGGUCAUCAACUUGAAUUUAAUUUUUAUUACAUGAUUAUACCAACUUUUGUGGUAUU